Arachis duranensis is the source of this 3991-nucleotide messenger RNA. RefSeq names its product ubiquitin carboxyl-terminal hydrolase 16. NCBI's taxonomy places the organism in Eukaryota, Viridiplantae, Streptophyta, Magnoliopsida, Fabales, Fabaceae. Gene Ontology annotation, biological process: protein deubiquitination. The transcript is spliced from 11 exons. Gene Ontology annotation, cellular component: cytosol; nucleus. The coding region runs from base 541 to 3819 and encodes 1092 amino acids. Gene Ontology annotation, molecular function: cysteine-type deubiquitinase activity; cysteine-type endopeptidase activity. The record is from RefSeq and is a predicted model, not a curated record.
CAAAAUUCUUUUCCCUCAACAAUCAAUUUCCCGUUUUGUAACCAUCACAAUUUUUAAUUCUCUCUCUAAAUUUAAUACUAUUUCUUCACAUUUACCGCGUUUUCUUUUUCUCUCGCUUCACAAAAUUUUCCCAUCCAAACCAAAACGAAUCUAACCACCGGAGAAUUCUCAUUUCUCAAUUUUGCACUGCGCCAUCGUUUUCAGUAAGCAGUAACUCAAUUGAAGAAAAAGAAGAAAACCUCCUUUUACUUGCAUACGCUUUUUUGUUUUUAUUAUCUCUAUCUCUCUCUUGUCCUCGUUAAUCUCACCGUCACGCGCUGCCGCGUAUUUCGUCACCGUUUAAUCACCGAAAGCAAGCUACCUGAUUGGAGCCUUUGGUUUGAAACUUGAAACUUGAAACGGACGGUUACAUUGCAAGUUGUGCCGCUUUUCUCAGCUGAUCAGUUAGUUUCUUCAUCUAUGUGUGGUGUUGGAAGGAGGAUUAGGAGGAGCAUAGGCUUUGUCGCUGCCAUAGCUGGAUGUGCAUCGGGUGCAGGAUAAAUGCGCUACACCGGGAAUCUAGGGUUUUCGAGCCUGGUCCUUUUGGUGCUGUUGCUGCUGCUGAUUUGUCUUGUUUUUCCGGCGAUCGGAUUCUUUUAUGUCCGCCGUAAAUGGCGGAUUUCAGUGGCUAGGAAGGAAGAGAUCAGGAGGCUUCUGAUUUUGGCUGCUGAGGAAACUGCCAGGGCCGAGAGAGAGGCCACGUAUGGUUACGGUGCCGCGGCGGAAACCGCCGUCAAAAGCAAUCAGUGUGCCGUGUGCUAUGUUCCCGCCACCGCACGCUGCGCUCAGUGCAAAUCGGUUCGCUACUGUUCGUUUGAGUGUCAAACUCUUCAUUGGCGCCAAGGGCACAAAUUGGAAUGCCGUCUGCAAAGAAUACUUCGGCAGAGUGAUGUAGUUAGUGAUCUUGGCAACAAGGUAACCGAGCAAGAAUUCUCUAGAAUCGCUGACCAGAAGUCUGAAAUUGCAGGUGCAGAGCAUGAAGCGUCCGGUGAAAACCAACAAACUUCAGUCGCUGGUGUUUCUUCUAAAGUUUUAUAUGGAAAAAAUGAAAAUGUAAGAGAUGAGUGCCUUGCAGGGGGAACUAUAACAGAUUCUAAUUCUGAGUUGUCAAGUAACUCUUUUUCUGGCUUCUCAGCUUCUCCAAGUGCUAGUGAAUCAUCUGAUGACUCCUCUAUUUGUGAGAGUGUUAUAUCAAACGAGCAUGACCAAUCUGAUGGACCAGUUUUUGUUGAUUCGACACUUGACAUUCCAGAUAGCACUUCAAGUGACGGUAGCAUGGUUGUAGCUAUGUCUUCAUCACCCAAAUUUGCCAGUUUGGUUGAAUCAGUUGAUGGUUUUUCGACAAUGCGUAAAUUAAAUGGAAGUAGAUCUGGUCCUUGUAAAGAAGAAGGAAAACUUGCAAAAAAUGGUACUUCAGGUUCAGGUAUGCUGAAGGGGGCAACAAUCAAGCCUUCCAUAGUGUCUUCUGGGUUCUGGGAUAGAACUCUUGGCACAACUGGGAUUGAAGAAGAUGCCAACAGUGACACUUCUCCAUCCCAUUCGGAUGAAUCCACUCACAAUACAGGAUCUGAUUCUCAGUCAUUUCGCUUUUCGUUUAGUUCCAUCGCUCUUAUGCAAGCACAAGAUAGUGAGGCAAAGGAUUUUGUAUCUGAUAAUCCUUCUCCCAAUACUGUUGGGGACAAUGUGCCUUGCUCAGGAUCAGCAUCAACGGAGAAUGACAGAGAUACAGUGAAUUCUUCAAAGGCUACAAAUCUUAAAUUCAUGAACAGCAAAGAUUCCAUACUUCCAAACCCUGCUGCUGCCCCUGUUUAUGAAUCUGAUCAAUUGGGAUCUAAAGGCAGCUCUGUGCAACCCUUAUCUUGUCUCUACCCACCAUCCCCCAGUCUUAGCAAAGGUUCAGGUUGUGAAGAUUCUUUGAACGUCCAUAACUUGCAAUCGUAUAUUUCUAUGGCAUCAAAUCGUGUUGUAGGAAACCAUGGCAUCAAUUCUAAGUCUGCUGAAAUUAGAUGCCUGACACGUGACCUUGAUUCUAAUUUAGUCCGUAGAACUGAUGCUCACUCAAAUUCCAGUACAAAACAUGUGAAUAAUGGUAAUCAAUCUGCCACUAGUACGUCGUCUGGGGGUGUUAGCUGUUCUGCAAAUUCUAAGAGUGGCUUGAAAUCAUCUGUUUUAAAAGUUGUUGAUCAGUUCCGAGGAUCAAAUUUCUCAAAGCAGUUUCCACUAGUUUGGAAUGAUACCGCAGGAAAACAAAGUGAUAAGGGUCUUUUUCCUUACGAAUUGUUUGUCAAGAUUUAUAACUCGAACAAGGGGGAGUUUAGCCCAUUUGGUCUUAUAAAUUGUGGGAACAGCUGUUACGCCAAUGCUGUACUCCAGUGCUUAGUAUUUACACCACCCCUGACUGCAUAUUUUCUUCAAGGACUACAUUCUAAAGCAUGUGCAAAUAAAAAAUGUUUCAACUGUGAGUUUGAAAGUUUGAUUUUGAAGUCAAAGGAUACAAAAUAUCCACUCUCUCCUAAGGGCAUACUCUCCCAACUAAGGAGAACUGGAAGUCAACUUGGUAAUGGCAAAGAAGAAGAUGCACAUGAAUUUCUAAGGCAUGCCAUUGACACAAUGCAAUCUGUUUGCCUUAUGGAUACUGGGGUUGAUGUAUGUGGUUCAUUGGAAGAGGACACUACUUUAAUUGGUCUAACAUUCGGGGGUUACCUUAGAUCAAAGAUAAAAUGCAUGAAAUGUGGAGGGAAAUCUGAGCAUCAGGAAAGGAUGAUGGAUCUUACUGUUGAGAUAGAAGGGGACAUAGCAACCCUACAGGAAGCUCUUCGACGAUUUACAAGUACCGAGUCUUUGGAUGGAGAAAAUAAGUACCACUGUGUCAGAUGUAAAUCUUAUGAGAAGGCCAAGAAGAAGCUGACAAUUUCUGAGGCACCUAAUGUUCUUACAAUUGCAUUAAAGAGAUUCCAGUCAGGAAAGUUUGGGAAGCUUAACAAGCCUAUCCAGUUUCCUAAAACUCUUGACUUGGCUCCUUUCAUGAGUGGGACUAGUGAUAAAUCACCUAUAUACAGACUGUAUGGUGUAGUUGUUCACUUGGAUAUCAUGAAUGCUGCCUUUUCUGGUCACUAUGUGAGCUAUGUGAAGAAUAGUCAAAACAAGUGGUUCAAGGUUGAUGACAGUGUGGUGACACCUGUUGAGGUGGAGAGAGUCUUAACAAAAGGAUCAUAUAUGCUUUUUUAUGCAAGGUGUUCACCCAAGGCCCCAAGAUCAAUCAGAGGCAAGACACUGUCCCCAGAAUCAAAAGGCAAAGUAACCGGAAAGACCGCAACGAAAACUCGGAAUGGUUCUUGCAGCACCGAUAGCACUCAUGAUUCGACCACCACAGAUGAGUUCUCCAAUUAUAUUUUCGGUGAUUCAAGGGUUGGCUGGGGUAGCCCAUGGAGGAACUCCGAAUCCGACACCUCAUCCUCCACCUCUUCCUCAUCUUCUCCCCUGAACUUCAGGCAUUCACCCCUAGCCGAUAUGGACCGAUAUGAUUCAGUUUCUCCUGGUUUAAGUGCAGAUAUAGAUGGCAAUUUGUACAGGAACAAAAUGGGGCAUGCAGAAAGAAAAGGAGGUGUUGUGCCUCUCUCACAUUCAGACACUCUACACCAUAGGAAGUUAGAAAGUACUAGGAUUAGCAGCAACAGUAAUUUUAGGGAUACUAACUCUCAUCAGAGACUAGGAUCUAACCAUUUUAAUGGCAUAAGCUCUGGUGCACCUUGUAGAAAGCCAAGGGACAGAACGGAUUGAAAUAUUUAUUUAGUUUUAAUCUAUAGGUAGGCCGGUGCAGUAUAUAAUGAGGUAUAGUCUACCAUUUAUGUAAUGUACUCAAAAGAUGGCGUUCUUAUAGAAAGGAAUUAGCCAUCAACAUUUUGCUUCUCACUUAAAUAGAUGUAGUAGGUAUAUAGAUUAAUUACUGUAA